This is a messenger RNA of Fomitiporia mediterranea MF3/22, 1077 nucleotides long. RefSeq lists its product as uncharacterized. The record is from RefSeq and is a predicted model, not a curated record. Gene Ontology annotation, molecular function: protein-cysteine S-palmitoyltransferase activity. The transcript has 5 exons. Gene Ontology annotation, biological process: protein targeting to membrane; peptidyl-L-cysteine S-palmitoylation. Gene Ontology annotation, cellular component: Golgi apparatus; endoplasmic reticulum. The coding region runs from base 1 to 1077 and encodes 358 amino acids. NCBI's taxonomy places the organism in Eukaryota, Fungi, Basidiomycota, Agaricomycetes, Hymenochaetales, Hymenochaetaceae.
AUGUUGUUCAUCUGCAUUCACAGGGGUUGCCUAUUGACAGGUGCUGUGUACAGUAAUGGGUGGUAUUGGAGCUGGAUUCAAGUUGGAAUAAUAUAUAUCCUUGCGACGGGAGCUACUUUCUGUGCAUUAACGGCACUUUAUCUUUACUUCGUUUCGACAAGAUUUCGGAAUAGCACGACGGAAUUGAACCUAACACAACCUGAUUUGUCAUUCCUCACUGAGCCAUAUGAAUGCACAAACCUGCAGGGCGAAGUGAAUGUCUGCCUCAAAGAUGGAGCGAUCUGUUACGGAAAAUGGAAGCCUCCCAGGACGCACCAUUGUUCUACGUGCGGAGCAUGUCGGCGAGGAUUUGAUCAUCACUGUCCUUGGGUGGGGACAUGUGUGACUUCCUCACUGUUGCCUGCUUUUAUACUCGUUCUUAUUCUCACGCCCAUCCUUUUUCUUAUAUCCGUUUUCCCCAUUAUGCCACUCCUUUGGGGGCGUAUUAUGCAAGGCCUGGCUCUAUCUCGCAAGACAACUUGGAUCAAAGAAAUGUGGUGGAACCGAUGGUAUUCGUGGCUUCUCAUAGGAGGCCCACCAGGCAGAUGGGUAGUCGGAACCCUACUAGGAGUAUGGGAACUUCAAAUCGGCGAGAAGGAGUUCAGUAAUCUCGAGGAUCCAGGAAUUGCUAUAGCUAAGCCCGGUAUUACUCCGCUAGUAACGGUCGCCUUCGCAAUGCUUCUGAGCAUAUUCACUAGCGCAAUGGCGUUUUCGGCUAUGCGGAACAUUACUCUCGGACGGACCACUGUAGAGUCUUACAUAUCCAGCAGACCGUCGAGCUUCGUCGAUCAUCGCAAUUCACGGUUCUUGUGUGUUCCCACAUCAUCCAAAGAACGGAGUAUUCGGCCGAUUUGUCCUGACGAACGAUUGUACGAUCUCGGGUGGAGGGAGAACUGGAGGAAUUUUUUCCUCCAAGUGAAGAGAAAUGGCAUAUUCGGAGCCGAAGAAAAGUUCAUCUGGCCCAAGAUCAAUCCGAUAAUUCUGCAAAAGUGCAGAAAGUCUGGUCAAUCGCAGAAGCUUGUGCACACGACUCAAUAG